AUGAAGAGGGGGAACCAGAGCAGCUUAUCUGAGUUCCUCCUCCUGGGUCUCCCCAUCUGGCCAGAGCAGCAGGCCGUAUUCUUUGCCCUGUUCCUGGGCAUGUACCUGACCACGGUGCUGGGGAACCUGCUCAUCAUCCUGCUCAUCUGGCUGGACUCUCACCUCCACACCCCCAUGUACUUCUUCCUCAGCCACUUGGCUCUCACUGACAUCUCCCUUUCAUCUGUCACUGUCCCUAAGAUGUUAAUGAGCAUGAACACUCAAGAUCAAUCCAUUCCUUAUGCAGAAUGUAUAACUCAGAUGUAUUUUUUCAUAUUUUUCACUGAUCUGGACAGUUUUCUUCUCACUUCAAUGGCAUAUGAUCGGUAUGUGGCCAUCUGUCACCCCCUCCACUACACCACUAUCAUGAAAGAUGGACUGUGUACCUUACUAGUAGCUGUGUGCUGGAUCCUCUCCUGUACCAAUGCCCUGACUCACACUCUCCUCCUGGCCCAGCUGUCCUUUUGUGCUGACAACACCAUCCCCCAUUUCUUCUGUGACCUUGCUGCCCUACUCAAGCUGUCAUGCUCAGACAUCUCCCUCAAUGAGCUGCUCAUUUUCACAGUGGGACAGGCAGUCAUUACUCUACCACUAAUAUGCAUCUUGAUCUCUUACGGCCACAUUGGGGUCACCAUCCUAAAGGCUCCGUCUACCAAGGGGAUCUUCAAAGCCUUGUCUACCUGCAGCUCCCACCUCUCUGUGGUGUCUCUGUAUUAUGGCACAAUUAUUGGACUGUAUUUUGUCCCCUCGUCCAGCGCCUCCAGCGAUAAGGACAUAAUUGCCUCUGUGAUGUACACGGUGGUCACCCCAUUGCUGAAUCCCUUCAUUUAUAGCCUAAGGAACAGGGACAUAAAGGGAGCCCUGGAGAGGCUCUUCAACAGGGCAAUAGUCUUAUCUCAGUGA
Molecule: messenger RNA, 942 nt
Organism: Saimiri boliviensis boliviensis (Bolivian squirrel monkey)
Lineage: Eukaryota; Metazoa; Chordata; Mammalia; Primates; Cebidae
Product: olfactory receptor 1J4
Biological process (GO): G protein-coupled receptor signaling pathway
Cellular component (GO): membrane
Molecular function (GO): olfactory receptor activity; G protein-coupled receptor activity
Source: RefSeq, a predicted model, not a curated record